UGUUCUUCUUGAUCUAAUACAAAAGUUAUGAUUUCGAUUUUGGACUUUAAAAAAGAAGCAUCUGUGGCAUGUUAAAUUUUGCAUUAAUUAACAUAUGGCCUAUCUCACCAGUGCAAUGCUCAACAUUUCUUCAAAUUUAGAACUACAACAACAAUGUCUCUGCUAUUCAUCAUCUUCUUCUCCUUAAUCUUCCACUACCCAUUAGUUUCCCCCCAAAAAACACUCUACGCACCCAUUCAAAAAGACCCAAUCACCCUCCUCUACACCAUAACACUUCAUCUCAAAACCCCUCCUCAGCCCACAAAACUACACCUCGACAUCGGAGCCUCCUUCACAUGGCUGGACUGCACCAAUUACACUUCGCCCAAAUCUAAACGCAUUUCUUGCUCUUCUCCGAUCUGCGCUUCUUUUCACACCUAUGCAUGCGCUAACCACUCCUGCUCUCUUUACCCUGAAAAUCCCAUCACUCGUCAAGCCACUCUCGCCGCUGCUUUCACCGACACGCUUUCACUACCGGAAGCCGAUAAUGGAUCGUCAGCUCCGGUUCAAUUCGUACCCGUACCCGGUUUUGUUUUCUCAUGUUCGAGAACCUUCCUUCUUAAUGGACUGGCUAAAGACGUAGCUGGACUCGCCGCGCUCGGCCGGUCUAGUCAUUCACUUCCGGCGCAGAUUACCACCGCCGUCUCUUCUCCGCGGCGUUUUGCGCUUUGUCUGUCUAGCUCAACCGGCGUCGUUUUGUUUGGGAGUAGCGGCGGCGGCGGUUCUUAUUCAAACUCACUAGUGUACACAAAACUCAUCGUAAAUCCAGUGGGGUCCACUGUCAUAUCAUACGGUCAGCAACCGUCGGAUGAGUAUUUCAUAAGUUUGACUUCCAUCAAAGUCAACGGGAAACCGGUUAAUUUCAACAGGUCGCAAAUACAAAUAGAUGAGAACGGUUACGGCGGAACAAAAAUCUCCACCGACACCCCGUACACUAUUCUAGAAAGUUCCAUUUACGAGGCGUUUGUGAAAUUAUUUGUGAAUGAAUCAGCUGGUUUGAAUCUUACGGUAACGAAUGCAGUCAAGCCGUUCGAUGUGUGUUACAAAGCGAGUGAUGUGAUCGGAACGCGUGUGGGUCCGGGUGUUCCGACCGUUGAUUUUGUGAUGGAGAGUGAUGAUGUGUUUUGGAGGAUUUUUGGGUCGAAUUCAAUGGUGAGGAUUGAGAGAGAUGAUGUUGAUGUGUGGUGCUUGGGGUUUGUUGAUGGUGGGGUCAAUAUGAGGAGUGCUGUGGUGAUUGGUGGGCAUCAGAUGGAGGAUAAUGUAAUUGUGUUUGAUUUAGAUGAAAAUAGAUUUGGAUUUAGUUCUUCCCUUUUGCUCAAAGGGACUAAUUGUGCUAACUUCAAAUAUUAGUUCCACUUUUCAUAAAAGAAGAAAAAAAAUUGUUCCAUAUUCUAA
Mercurialis annua (annual mercury) is the source of this 1434-nucleotide messenger RNA. Its product is annotated as probable aspartic proteinase GIP1. The record is from RefSeq and is a predicted model, not a curated record. Gene Ontology annotation, molecular function: aspartic-type endopeptidase activity. NCBI's taxonomy places the organism in Eukaryota, Viridiplantae, Streptophyta, Magnoliopsida, Malpighiales, Euphorbiaceae. Gene Ontology annotation, biological process: proteolysis. Bases 154 to 1389 code for a protein of 411 amino acids. The transcript has a single exon.